AUGGCUCGAACUAAACAAACUGCCCGCAAAAGCACUGGUGGUAAAGCCCCUCGUAAACAACUUGCCGCCAAAGCUGCUCGUAAAUCAGCACCAGCUACCGGUGGUGUUAAGAAACCUCACCGAUACCGUCCUGGUACCGUUGCUUUGAGAGAAAUUAGACGAUACCAAAAAUCGACCGAACUUUUGAUCAGGAAACUUCCUUUCCAACGAUUAGUUCGAGAAAUUGCUCAAGAUUUCAAAACCGAUCUUCGAUUUCAAUCUUCUGCUGUCAUGGCACUUCAAGAAUCAGCUGAAGCUUAUUUAGUUGGUCUUUUUGAAGAUACCAAUCUUGCUGCCAUUCAUGCUAAACGAGUAACAAUCCAACCUAAAGAUAUUCAACUUGCUAGAAGACUUCGUGGUGAACGAUCAUGA
Molecule: messenger RNA, 411 nt
Organism: Melampsora larici-populina 98AG31
Lineage: Eukaryota; Fungi; Basidiomycota; Pucciniomycetes; Pucciniales; Melampsoraceae
Exons: 4
Coding region: 1-411 (136 amino acids)
Cellular component (GO): nucleosome
Molecular function (GO): DNA binding; protein heterodimerization activity; structural constituent of chromatin
Source: RefSeq, a predicted model, not a curated record